AUGUACUGUAGUGGAACAUGUAAAGAUAAUCAUGUUUAUUGUGGAGCUUGGGCAUUAAAAGAUUUUUGUCAAAAAGAAACUGUUAAGAAAUAUAUGAAUGAUAAUUCUUUUCUACUGCUAGACAAUUCAAAGUCAUUUUGGAUUACAAAGCACAGGAGAACAAGGCAGUGGAGGACAAGGCAGUGGUGGACAAAGCAGUGGAAAACAAGGCAGUGGAGGACAAGGCAGUGGAAAACAAGGCAGUGGUGGACAAAAGCAGUGGUGGACAAAAGCAGUGGUGGACAAAGCAGUGGAGGACAAGGCAGAGGAGAACAAGGCAGAGGAGAACAAGGCAGUGGAGUACAAGGCAGUGGAGUACAAGGCAGAGAAGAACAAGGCAGUGGAGUACAAGACACUGGAGAACAAGACACUGGAGGUAAAGUCACUGGAGAACAAGGCAGUGGAGGACAUGGCAGUGGAAAGCAAGGCAGUGGAGGACCAGCAAUGGAGGACGAAUCAAUGGAAGAUCAGCACUGGAGUACAAAGCAGUGGAGAACAAAUCAAUGA
This is a messenger RNA of Strongyloides ratti, 546 nucleotides long. Its product is annotated as ShKT domain-containing protein. Bases 1 to 546 code for a protein of 181 amino acids. The record is from RefSeq and is a predicted model, not a curated record. NCBI's taxonomy places the organism in Eukaryota, Metazoa, Nematoda, Chromadorea, Rhabditida, Strongyloididae. The transcript has 2 exons.